GAUCCCAAAACGUAGGUUUAAAAAUGUUCGUUAAAUGGCGUCAGUUCGGCAGUCUGUUUAAAGAUCGGGUUGAUAGGAAUUGGACAACCAGUAUCGAUAUUAUCAACAGAAUAGAUAAAAUCGCACGAAAAUGACACAAAAUAUGCAAAUGAUAGAGGAACUUGAUGAUUGUUUCUUAAAAACGGCGGGGAACAUCAUGAAAUACUUCGACAAUGAAGAAGAGAGACAAAAAAUGUUGAAGCUGAUACGAGAAGCCUUAAUAGCCAAUUGUAAGGAGUCUGCGAGAAUAAAGGCUGCAAAUGAGAUUAAAGAGCAACUGGAAUGUAUGUCUGAGUUAGACUCAGAAAAAGACGUGAAAAACAUCACAACAGAAUAUAAGAAGGCUAUAUCUGAAAUCCAAGUUAAUCCAUUACAAGACAGCAGACUGUUGAAGUAUGAUCGUCAGAUUGAAGGCCUGUGUCUAGCCAACGAAGCUGAAUCUAACGUGCCAGAUGAUGCGGACGCUGAUCUACGGUUGACAGGCAGCAAAAUAAAUAUAAUCGAUCCAAUCUCAAAGAUAAGAAUGACUGAUCCUGUGAGAAAUGCAGUCUGUGGUCACGUAUACGAUAAAGCAAGCCUUGUCGCGAUGUUAGAAAAGAAUAAGAACACUAGAUGUCCUGUGGUGGGUUGCACCAGUCUGGAUUAUAUAGAUUUAAGUCAGUGUCGCUCUGACAUUGUGACUAAAACGUACCUGGAGAAUCAUCCUGCUUAGAUUUGAGA
Mycetomoellerius zeteki is the source of this 759-nucleotide messenger RNA. Its product is annotated as E3 SUMO-protein ligase NSE2. Lineage: Eukaryota; Metazoa; Arthropoda; Insecta; Hymenoptera; Formicidae. Gene Ontology annotation, molecular function: SUMO ligase activity; zinc ion binding. The transcript has 5 exons. Gene Ontology annotation, biological process: protein sumoylation; double-strand break repair via homologous recombination. Bases 131 to 751 code for a protein of 206 amino acids. Gene Ontology annotation, cellular component: nucleus; Smc5-Smc6 complex. The record is from RefSeq and is a predicted model, not a curated record.